Messenger RNA from Annulohypoxylon maeteangense, 714 nucleotides. RefSeq lists its product as uncharacterized. The transcript is spliced from 2 exons. The coding region runs from base 1 to 714 and encodes 237 amino acids. Lineage: Eukaryota; Fungi; Ascomycota; Sordariomycetes; Xylariales; Hypoxylaceae. The record is from RefSeq and is a predicted model, not a curated record.
AUGAUACGACAGAAGCGUACACACAACUCUAAGAGUAGAAAAACUCACAGCCACAGCCACAUCGAGCCGUUAGAUUACCAUGACUCGACCAGCGCAACGUCGGCGGAUUUUGCGGGAUUUGUAGAUCCUAUACUAGAUGGAUCAGCCAUCUUUGACGAAUUUCUCUUCUGGAUGGACGAUACUGACACUACCCGGAAUCGUAUCAAUGGAGACGAAGUGCCAAUGGCAUCAAUACAGCACAUAUCAGGAAAUCUGGCAUCAGUAGACCCGUAUCCAAAUGCUCUGGAUAAGUUGAGUACCGGAGUGCCGGAUUUCCUGGGCAACCCGAGCAGCGAGGACCGGACGAUGGAGCGGAGUGGAAAACAUCGCUGUUGGGACCACGGGUGCAACGGGCGUGAAUUUUCGUCGAAGAGCAACUUCGUGAGACACGUCAAGGAGAGGUCGGGGGCUAGUACUAAGGGCGUAUGCCCCCUAUGCGGAGCGAUUUUCACCCGCAACUCUGCUAGGGAUACGCACCUGGCCAAGCAGAGCUGCAAUAGAAUCCGUCGUUAUUCCAAUGGUCGACCGCGACCCAGCCGGCUCGCCGUCUUGGGAAAUCCCCGUCUUGCAGCUGCAGCUGUGGCCGCGACCCAAGAUAUCCAUUGGCAGGCCGUGGACUGGGGCGUGGGAUCCAUGACCGACUCUGGCGCAGGCGGGAUACAGCCGCCGAGCUGA